AUGGAGUUAGCUGAGAGGCGAGAAACAGGGAAAGAAGCAGAAAGAUUUGAAGAAGAAAUGGAAAAAGAAGCAGGAGGUGUGGUGGGAGUAGCAGAAUACCGAGAUGGCUAUGAAGAUUUGAGAAAAAAAGAAGAAAAAUGUAACGAAAACGGAAAUGAAAUUGAAUAUGAAGAUGGCGCGGGUGAUGAUGUAUGCCCCAUUUGUUUGGAUACCUUCACUAACCCUUGCAGAUCAAAUUGCGGUCACUUGUUUUGUGGGGGUUGCAUCCUACAAUUGUGGAUGUAUAUAUACUCAAUUCAACCCUGCAAAUGCCCGUUGUGCUGUUGCCGAAUUGUAAAUCUGGAGCUCCAAACAUCUGAAGAAGCCGGUUAUAGCAGUGAUGUUCGAAAGGAAGUGCAGCACUACAAUGGCCUCUACAUCUCUGGCCUCUUUGGUGCCCUCUAUAUAUUACCCUUACUUAUGGGGAGGGUGUUUAGAGUUGUAGUGGAUCUUGAUUAUUUGAGAUGCAUCUACUACGUAAUGUGCGUCAUUGGGUUGUUUCUGGGGUUACUCUAUGAACGCCUAGAGUUUGAGUUUCUACCAGCUGGAGGGUUGGGAAUCCAAAGAAUGUUCGACCUGAUUGCUAGCUUGCUUGUUGCUGCUCUUUUUCUCCUAGGUGUGGUGUAUAGAUGGAUGCUUAAACGUCGUGCAAGGCUCUUGGUUGUGGUAGAUACUUCACUCAGGAAUGUCACUUGA
Molecule: messenger RNA, 735 nt
Organism: Salvia splendens (bonfire salvia)
Lineage: Eukaryota; Viridiplantae; Streptophyta; Magnoliopsida; Lamiales; Lamiaceae
Product: E3 ubiquitin-protein ligase RNF170
Exons: 5
Coding region: 1-735 (244 amino acids)
Molecular function (GO): ubiquitin protein ligase activity
Source: RefSeq, a predicted model, not a curated record